Molecule: messenger RNA, 3249 nt
Organism: Uloborus diversus
Lineage: Eukaryota; Metazoa; Arthropoda; Arachnida; Araneae; Uloboridae
Exons: 22
Coding region: 145-3195 (1016 amino acids)
Biological process (GO): proteolysis
Molecular function (GO): metal ion binding
Source: RefSeq, a predicted model, not a curated record
CGUCGUCCUUUUCAAAGGCAUUUAAUACAUGUAUUAAAUAAACUAAAUGUAUUUUAUGGCAACACUUUCUUAAAUACCGGUGUUGAUUUCGUUUCUUCGUGCGGGAGUGUUUUGCAUUGCUCAGAUCAUCUAAGAUAUCCUGUCAUGCCUAUCUGUAGUUCCAACUAUGAAUGCAAAGCCCAAAUUCUAACAGAUGGAGGUGCCAAGUUGUCAAAAUAUGUAUCGAAGAACAGUGGAAUGUCCAUUUGCAUCGCUGAAGCAAACGGACCUCUCGUUGGCGGUUAUUUAUGCUUCGGAACUGAAGCCCAUGACGAUGAUGGACUUCCUCAUACUCUUGAGCAUCUGGUGUUCAUGGGGAGUGAGAAAUACCCUUACAAGGGUGUCCUCGAUUUGGUUGCCAAUCGCUGUCUUGCUCAAGGCACUAAUGCAUGGACCGACACAGACCACACGUGUUACACAAUGUCUACUGCAGGCGACGAAGGAUUCUUGAAACUCCUUCCGAUCUAUUUGGAUCACUUGCUGUAUCCCACUCUUACGGACUCGGCAUUUGUGACAGAAGUGCACCACAUCAAUGGCGAGGGCGAAGAUGCCGGUGUUGUAUACUGUGAGAUGCAGGCGAGAGAGAAUUCAGGAGAGAGCCGCUGCCACUUGGCUAUGCUGCGUUCAAUGUAUCCAGGAAAAUGCGGCUACAAGUCGGAAACUGGGGGACUCAUGAAAAACCUACGAGAAAGUACGACCAAUGAAAAGGUUCAUGCUUAUCACAAAGAGUUUUAUAGACCAGAGAAUUUAUCUGUCAUAAUUGUUGGUCAUAUAGAAGCCGAUAAAGUGUUUGAAGCAUUGAAACCCGUUGAAGAUAGAAUUAUGCAAGAGAUUGAUAGGCCACCAUUUGAGCGACCUUGGCAAUCUCCUGUUCCUGAAUUACCCGAGUCUGUUAUUUUGAAUAUUGAUUACCCUUGUGAUGAUGAUGAGUAUGGUUUGGUGUUAGCAGGUUGGCGUGGACCAACAGCAAAUGACUAUUCUCAAUUAAUAUCAAUUCAAGUUUUAAUGGAUUAUUUCACGGACACUUCUGUAUCUCCUCUCAAUCGAGAGUUUGUGGAAAUUGAAGACCAUUUAUGCAAUCAAGUAGAUUACACAGUAAUCGAAAAUCAAGUGUCUUGCAUUUAUCUUCAUUUUUCUAAUGUUCCUGUGAAAAAACUUCCAGAAGUAAAAGAAAAGUUAUUCUCUGUAUUUGAAAAUGUGGCCAAUGGAACAGAAGCAUUGGACAUGGAGCGUAUGAGGACUGUCAUUAAGAAGAAGAAAUUGUACAUACUCAGUCAUAUGGAGAAUAAUCCUCACGAUCAAUUGGCUAGCUGUUUGAUAGGAGACUUCCUUUAUGGUUCAACCUUAGAAGACCUUAAGCAUAGGGUUCAAGAAAUUCCCACCAUUGAAAAUUUGUUGAAAGAAGAUGCUCAGUUUUGGCUUGACUUACUGCAAAAGUAUCUCAUCGAAGGGAAACAUGUGAUAGUUUUAGGGAGCCCUAGUCCAACACUCUCAGAUUCCAUGGCCAAAACCGAAAAACUAAGAAUAGAGGAGCAACAAAAGAAGUUGGGCCCUGCUGGUUUGAAAGAGAAAGCUAAAAUACUGAAAAAAGCUAUGGAAACUAAUGAGGUUUCUCCUCCUAAAGCAGUCAUUCAAUCUGUUUCUGUGCCAUCUGUAAAGUCGAUUAAGUUUCAUCCCAUUAAAAGGUGCUGUAAUGUAUCAGACAACGAAAGUACUGAUGUGGAUUUCAAAAUCAAGAGUAUGCCGUGCAGAUUCCAAUUAGAUGUUAUCAACACCAAUUUCGUGCGAUUUUAUGUACUGCUUGAUACCAGCCAGCUCGCAUCAGAUUUGCGGAUGUAUUUACCCCUUUUUGUUGAUCUACUUGAUGAGUGUGCCAUCAAAAGAAAUGGAGAGGUUAUUCCUUAUCAGGAAGUUGUCAAGCAGUUGGCCGAAGACACAAUCUCCAUAUCAGCUGCUUUAGGUUUGAAUUACAAUAGGUUCUUUUGUUCAAAGUAUGCUCAGUUGGUCAUCUUAGAGUUAAUGGUUGAAGAAGAAAAGUAUCAGAAAUCAAUCCAGUGGGUGCGGGAGAUAUUGUACCAAAUUAUUUUUGAACCUGCCAGAAUCAAGUCCUCUAUCAACAAAAUGAUCUCGGAUGUUGCAGGCAUAAAACGAAAUGGCAGUUGUUUGGUGAAAAUCAUGAUGAAAAAUUUGUGCUACUGCUCAGAAAGUAACCAUUGGGUUGCCAGUGCUUUGCGACAAUGCGCUUUCCUCACUUCUCUGUUGGAGAAAUUCGAGUCUGAUUCUGACGUGAUUGUAUCCAAACUAAAUGAGAUUCGUGACAAAAUUGCCAAGCCGGAUAACAUGGUAAUCCAUCUGGCAGCUAAUAUUGACAACUUGAGGCUAAAGGCAAACCCUGAGGCACCAUGGAUAGAAGAUUUAUUUCCUUCUUCACUUACACCUGAAAUAAUGAAAUCCCAAAUGAAGAAAUGUUGUGAACUCAUACGUUCGGACAGUGGAGAUGAUCAAAAAGGAGUGAUCUGUUCUGUUGGGUCAGUGGAAUCCUGCUACCUCAUGCAGACUGCUCCCUGUGUCCGGUCAUACAAAGAUCCUGAUUAUGCUCCUUUGUUGGUGCUUACACAGUACCUGAAUCAGUUGGAAGGCCCUAUGUGGAGACAAAUUCGAGGCCUUGGACUGGCUUACACUUAUAAUUUGUUCACUGAUCCCGAUUCCGGAUUGAUAUAUUUUGUCUUGUUCAAGUCAACUCAUUUAUUGAAAGCAUACAAGGAGUCAAUAAACAUUAUUGAAUCCCACCUGGAUGGUUCAUGCAAGUGGGAAACUGAGCUCUUAGAAUCUGGAACCAGCAGUUUGAUUUUUGAAGUCAUUGAGAAAAUCAAGACAGUAGCUGAUGUUGCCGAAGAAUCGCUGAAAGCGUAUUAUUGUGAUAUAGAUAUGAAUUAUACUCAAGAACUGUUAGAAAAGAUAUCCCAAGUGACUACAUCCGACAUGGAGCGAGUGGGGAGUAAAUAUUUGAAACCACUCUUUGAUCCGAAAGUCUCUAGGUGUGCGGUGUGCUGCCAUCCUAACAAACAAAAUGAAAUAGUGGAAGGUUUUCAAAAGCUAAACAGAGAGCUGACUGUGGUGCCUUCUUUGGAUGACAGCUUUAUGUCUAAAUAUUAAAUUGUAUUUUGUCACAUUUUAUAAUUUUGUUAAUAAAAUAUUAUUUUAAGCUUG